Messenger RNA from Closterium sp. NIES-65, 1257 nucleotides. The record is from the annotation of a GenBank genome assembly. Lineage: Eukaryota; Viridiplantae; Streptophyta; Zygnematophyceae; Desmidiales; Closteriaceae.
AUGUGCAAACGCGAUCAUCCGGAGGUGGACCAGGAGGCGUCUAGGCAAGCGCUCAUCAAGGCAGAAACGAUUAUCAUGGAGGGGGUGAGCGCGGAGAGGUACCGCCACAAGAUGCGUGGGGAUCUUUGUUCACAUGCCGAGGGAACGCUGAUUCCCGAGCUGCAGCGCCAGGGUCUCCGCAUACCUCUGCAGCCUGUUCCCGUUAUCGACGACAAUGGAUACAUCUGCGUCGACCCUCCCGUGGACAUCCGAAGAGAGCUGCUAGUCCACAAGGAGAAGUUCGCUGUGAUUGAGCACGACAUACAAGUUCUGACGGCCAAGAUCGAGUAUCUGGCCAUCCGCAAAGGCGUGACGUCGGACGAGCUGGACGCAGGGGCGCGCCAACACCUUGGUGCCGUGGUCGACACGCUGGUAGAGUCGGCGACUCCACGCAAGCACGCUAAAGCAGACCCUACCGCGGACAGCAGUGGCCCAAUGGAAGUCGCGCAGACUCCACAGAAGCGUGCACUGGCGGCAGUCCCAUCAAUCUCUCCCUGUCAUGCACCUCACACACCUGCCGUGAAAGAUAGCCAAGUUACUGCCGGAGACGCGACACCUGCUGUGGUCAGGCAACAACAGCGCGACCAGCUUGCAGUGGCUUUGCGCAGUCGCGCUAAGACUCCCAUGCCCGCAGCUCCAGGUAACCCCGGGCGGGUCGCAAGCAGCGGCCGGGUGGGAGUUAUGUGGAACGCAGAGAAGCAGAGGUACUACGUCCGGAUCAUAUCUGCUCGCCGUCAGCAGGUUCGUCUGGGGUCGUACGAGGACAAGGACGAGGCGUCAUACGCGUAUGCUGCGGGAGCCGUUGUACUUCGCCCGAACUCACGCAUCAGCUGCACGGUUGAGCUGUCCGACUGUGACAGGCAGGCUUUAGCCGGUUGCACAGAGGAGAUCCUAAGGCUACUCGUGAAGUACAGGCGCUGGAACAGAUGGAGGGAGUGGCGGACAGCAAUGGCUGGCCUGGACGACGCGCGGGCGGUCGAGACCCGUUCGCGGCGAAAGGGCAGAGCGUCCCGGGCCAGUAGUGACGUUGAGGAGGUGCAGGCGAUCACGCCGACGACACAGGACCAGCCUAUGGCUGAAGAGCCAGAGGACGGAACAGAGUGUUACACGGAUGACGACGAGUCCGUGGACGAUGAUGCUGAGUAUGAACCGGGAUCCGAUACUUUCGGCGAAGAUGAUGGAUGGGAGGAUGUGAACUGUGCAGAUGGUGUUGCAUGA